UGACUAGUGAGUAGUGAGGAUGUUACUCGCUAUUCCAUUCCACCAGUGUUUACGACAAUUUCGUCGUGAAACGCCGGCUAUAGCGCACGGCUCAACCGCGAAUGUGCGAUGUGAAAAACAUUCAACGAGUAAACAUUAAUAGCCAGUGAUUGUGACAAUUCUAAGAUGUUCAAAAACCUCGCUUUGUCUAUUGCCCUAGUAGCUGUUUGCAUCGGUAUCGGAGCCAAGUAUUACCAACUUCAGAGAGUUCCCGAUCUACCGGAACUUGAUUUAGAAAGAUGGUGGGGAGACGGCGAAAAACCAAAACAAGAAGACGAGUCGAUUAGACCAUUUAACAUUGUCUUCAAUGAAACGAUGAUAGAGGACUUGAAAAGCAGAUUAAAAAGACGACGCUCAUACACCAGACCAAUGGAGGGCAAGCAAUCCGAAUAUGGCAUGAACACAAUAUACUUGGAAAAGAUUUUAACGUAUUGGACGGAUAAGUACAACUUCACAGAGAGAGCCAGACGUCUGAAUAGGUACCCUCACUUCAAAACAAGAAUUCAAGGGCUGGACAUUCAUUACAUAAGACUGAAGCCUGAAGCGAAAAAUUUUAAAGUACUCCCUCUGCUGCUCUUGCAUGGAUGGCCAAGUUCUUCCAAGGAGUUUGAUAUGGCGAUACCAAUGCUCACGACUCCGAGGAGUGGAUAUGAUUUUAUUUUUGAAGUUAUCGCUGUCGAUCUACCGGGCUUUGGAUAUUCGGAGGGCACAAACAAGCCAGGACUAAGUCCUUUACAGAUGGGUAUAAUAUUGAGAAACCUGAUGAAACGACUCGGCUUCAGUAAAUACUACAUCCAGGCAGGCGACUGGGGCUCGCAGGCCGCUACUCAUCUAUCUACCGUCUUCCAAGAUGAAGUAUUAGGGUUCCACACUAAUAUGCCGGUAUCGUCAAGACCCAUAAGUAACCUCAAGUAUGUCAUCGGUUCACUAUUUCCGAGUUUUAUUGUCGAAGACAAAUACAGACACAGGAUGUAUCCGUUAAAGGAUUUAUUCUCUUAUUUGAUGAGGGAAAGUGGCUAUUUUCACUUGCAAGCUACCAAACCAGAUACAAUAGGUGCUGCGUUAGCAGAUACACCAGCUGGACUAGCAGCCUACACUCUGGAGAAGAUAGGCAUUUGCAGCAACAGGGACCAGCUACAUACACCCCACGGAGGCUUAGAGGAGAUCAACAUAGAUGACUUGUUGGACACCGUCACUAUAAUGUGGGCAAACGAACGGAUUACCAGCUCGAUGAGGGUAUACGCGGAAGCUUUCGCAUGGCCUGACGUAUUUGUUGUUCAUGACAUACCAACAUACGUGCCAACCGCAGCUAUAAAUUUUCGUUAUGAAGUAGUGUACCAGCCCGAUUGGAUUCUGCGAGACAAGUUCCCAAAUCUAGUACACUCCACGACCUUGGAUUUCGGCGGACAUUUUGCCGCGAUGCACACGCCCAAGGCGUUAGUCGAUGACGUCUUUGAAUCUGUUGUCGAAUUCAUUAAAUUCAACGAACAAAAAACCAAUUAAUUAUAUUAUAUAUAAUAAUUUUGUAGGUGCUUAGUAUAGACUUGAAAAGUCACUUGUAUUUCCGAACCUCAAGAAAAAAGCCCUCAUACGCCACAAGAGCUUAGCUUACAUAUACUUGGAAAUGAAUUUGUUUUUUUAACAUCCGUUAAAUAAGCUCUCGUGCGAAUGUGGCCAAAGCCCUCAUUCAACAUAUACCUGGGAAUGCAUUUGUUGUAUUUGAACGGUUUAUAACGUCUGUUAAAAAAACUCUUGUGCGAUUGAGGGCUAAUAUCAUCACUUUCUUUUCCGUAAGUCUGUCUGUUAAGUGUCAAGACUCUUUGUUUCGCGAAUGCAUUGAUCAUGAACUUAUGAAAAAAUCAAGUAAAUAUGUCUCAUGAAAUAGCUGCUUUAAUUUUUAUAUGUAACUAGCGGACCCGGUCAAGCUUCGUUUUGUCAUAAGUGCACUUAUUCUCUAUCCCUACUCUACCCUUCUAUACCUCUACCCCUACCCUACCCUACCCCUACCCCUACCCUACCUCUACCACUUGACUCUUAAACGUUUGUAUGAGAAAUAGAAAAGGGCAGUUUUUAGGGUUUUCCUGGAAAUUAUUUGAUUUUUUCUCACCUUUUAAACCUUCCCUAUACCUCCACGAACAUUUCAAGACCAAGAUAAGAUAAAUCCGUUAAGCCGUUCUCGAGUUUUAGCGAGACUAACGAACAGCAAUUCAUUUUUAUAUAUAUAGAUUAGUAUAAAGAUGGAGAACUCAUUGUCUUUUAAACUCAUUUAAUUAAAUAGCUCAACUAUUAUUUAUUAUGUCUGUACAUCCUUGAUAAAGGUAUGUUUUAGCGUAGUGGGAAUAUAUAGUUUAUGUAAGUGCAGUUUAUAAACUAAAAAAAAACUGAUCGAGAAGUAAAAUCCAUUUUCCCCUAUAGGGGAUUAAUUUUCCAAAAUCCAACCAUUUCUUAAAAUUCAUUUUAAAAACAACAUGUUAUGGGAUUCCGAUAAUAAUGUUGUUGCUAAAUACUUACCUUUUGACUUUUGAAAUCUUUAAGAGUUCUAUUGAAAUAAUUUAUUUUUUAAUGUAUUGUAAAUAAACCGUUCCUAAGAUAA
Messenger RNA from Bicyclus anynana (squinting bush brown), 2632 nucleotides. RefSeq names its product juvenile hormone epoxide hydrolase (gene Jheh-lp1). Gene Ontology annotation, biological process: epoxide metabolic process. The record is from RefSeq and is a predicted model, not a curated record. Gene Ontology annotation, molecular function: epoxide hydrolase activity. The transcript has 7 exons. The coding region runs from base 166 to 1542 and encodes 458 amino acids. NCBI's taxonomy places the organism in Eukaryota, Metazoa, Arthropoda, Insecta, Lepidoptera, Nymphalidae.